AGUGAAAGUGAUAAGAUUGAUGAACUCAAUAGAAAAGAAAAAAAAAAGAAAACAAAUUGAAAAUGAAAAGCAGAAAGUCACAAAUGACGAAGCGAAAAUAACAGGAAGAGAAGUAAACCAAAGUGAAGUUAACAAGUAAGCAUCGUUUUCUAUCUUCUCCCAUUCAUCAUUCAUUCAUUCCCCAAAGAACGAAACCUAACCGUAAGCAACGCUUUCUCUUUGCAUCUUCAAAAAUAGUUCUCGUUUUCGUAAUUAGGGUUUUCAAUUAGGGUUGUUGAUUUCAAAAACAAUCCAUAAACGAUGAACAACAACAGUAAUCAACCUAAGAAUACAGCGGCGCCACCGUCGUUUUUGAGCAAUUCAUCGAUUCCGGUUAAUCCCCAACCAAUUCAUCUUCUCACUCAUUCUCAGCCACAAAUGCAAGGUGCUUCAUCUUCUCCUUUCCCCGGUCAUUUUCAGCUAUCUCAACCUCAAAACCAUGUAAUUUCACAACAACAACCACAACCGCAAUUUGCAAACCCUCGUGCUCACCCUCAAACGCAGCAACAACAACAGUAUCAACCGCAGCAACAGUAUCAACAGCAACAACAGUAUCAACCACAAAAGCCUUUUAACCAAAUGAGUAAUAACACCAACAGUAAUGUGGCUUCUCCUGCACCUGCGACAAAUACUACAACUUCAUCUGCCAAGCGGUCGCAUCAUAAGCAGGGUUCGCGCCCUCAGGGUUCUCCAAGUGGUAAUCAAACCUCUGCCUUUAAAACUAUGGAGUUAACUCCUGCUCCUUUGAGGAAAAAGAGGAAUUUACCUGAUAAUUUGAUACCUGAAAAGGUGGCUAAGCUUGUUCCUGAAUCUGUGCUUUAUACUCGGUUACUUGAACUUGAGGCUCAGAUAGAUGCGGCUUUGAAUAGGAAAAAGAUUGAUGUGCAGGAGGCGGUUAAAAGUCCUCCUUCGUUUAGGAAAACUCUUCGUGUUUAUGUGUAUAAUACAUUUUCGAAUCAGACCAAGUUGGAUGGUGAUGUUGAGGAGCCGUCUUGGUCACUCAGGAUAACUGGGAGGAUAUUGGAAGGAGAUGGUAAGGAUCCCGUGGUGGAAGGGAUUAUGAAAAGGGAAAAACAUUUGUACCCAAAGUUUUCGGCUUUCUUUAAGAAAGUUACGGUCUAUUUGGAUCAGGGGUUCUACCCGGAGAAUCAUGUCAUUGUAUGGGAUAGUGCUCGGUCGUCUGCCCAACAGGAUGGUUUUGAGGUAAAGAGGAAAGGAGACAAAGAAUUCACUGCGGUUAUUAGGUUAGGAGUGAAUUACUCGCCGGAGAAGUUUAUGGUUUCGGCACCGUUGUCUAAAGUUUUAGGGAUUGAGUUUGAUACUCGCCCUAGGAUAAUGGCUGCUCUUUGGAACUAUGUGAAGUUCAGGAAACUGCAGAGCCCGAAUGACCCUUCAUUCUUCAUGUGUGAUGCUUCCCUCCAAAAAGUGUUUGGGGAAGAAAAAAUGAAAUUCUCCAUGGCUUCACAGAAGAUAUCACAGCAUUUGUCACAACCGCAGCCUAUACACCUGGAGCAUAAAAUCAAGCUUUCUGGAAAUUGUCCAGCCGGAACUGCAUGUUAUGAUGUGCAGGUUGAUGUGCCUCUUCCACUAGAGAAAGAUAUGUCUUCAUUCUUAACAAGUAUGGAGAAGCACAAAGAGAUUGAUGCUUUUGAUGAAGUGAUUUGUUCUUCUGUAAAGAAGAUUCAUGAUCAUCUUAAGAGACGAGCUUUCCUUCUUGGUUUUAGUCAAUCUCCAGCAGAGUUUAUUAAUACAUUGAUUGCUUCUCAGAGCAAGGAUCUAAAGUUGCUUGCUGGAGAUGCCAGUCAUAAUGCUGAAAAUGAACAACGGUCUGAAUUCUACAAUCAACCAUGGGUUGAGGAUGCUGUAAUUCGCUAUCUGAACAGGAAAAGUGCUCGAACUGAUGCUCCAUGAAGAUUUGAUGGAAAAUCGACCAGUCUUGUUCUGUCGUACAUUUUUUGAAUUAAGUAGAUUGACUCAAGUUUCUGAUUACCCAUGGCCAUGGGUUGUUGUUGGAGUCCCUUAACCAUAUUUGUAUCCAUUGAUUCUCAUCUACUCUUAUCUCCAAUUACCCAGUGGUAAAUACUAACAGUUAGCUAAUUUCUUGUGUCACAUCAAUUACUAUAGUUGUAAUGGUAUUGUUGAAUGUUACAGCAUAUUUAAUGGAGAUAUGAAUAUGAUAGAGUUUCAUAUCAAGAUAAAUUCAUAUAUAUUUUUUCUAUUGGAGGAAUCUUAGGUUGCAGAGUGAGUGAGUUGCAUAUAAAUUGUUGAAAUAUCUUAUUUAAGAUAAGUUUAGAUCAAAUGUGUCUCCAUGUUCUUUUA
Vicia villosa (hairy vetch) is the source of this 2358-nucleotide messenger RNA. Its product is annotated as SWI/SNF complex component SNF12 homolog. Bases 301 to 1950 code for a protein of 549 amino acids. The record is from RefSeq and is a predicted model, not a curated record. NCBI's taxonomy places the organism in Eukaryota, Viridiplantae, Streptophyta, Magnoliopsida, Fabales, Fabaceae. Gene Ontology annotation, cellular component: nucleus; SWI/SNF complex. The transcript is spliced from 2 exons. Gene Ontology annotation, biological process: regulation of transcription by RNA polymerase II.